Molecule: messenger RNA, 5431 nt
Organism: Condylura cristata (star-nosed mole)
Lineage: Eukaryota; Metazoa; Chordata; Mammalia; Eulipotyphla; Talpidae
Gene: CTNND1
Product: catenin (cadherin-associated protein), delta 1
Exons: 21
Coding region: 560-3376 (938 amino acids)
Biological process (GO): cell-cell adhesion; cell-cell junction assembly
Cellular component (GO): adherens junction; plasma membrane; cytoplasm
Molecular function (GO): cadherin binding
Source: RefSeq, a predicted model, not a curated record
CCAGGCUCCCUAGCCUUUGGCUGGGUGCAACUUCCAUUUUAGGUGUUGGAUCUGAGAGAAAAAAAAGAGGAGAGAGAAAGAAGAUCGGGAAAGAUCCCGAAAGGAGGAAGAGGUGGCGAAAAAUCUACUACCUUGCUGGAUUUGUCUUUCUCCGCGCAUUUGACGAAGCCUUGGGUUUCUUUCUUAAGCGACUGGUUUUUAGAAGCCCACAUUUGAGAUUUGUGGAAGUGGAACCGUGCAGGAAGCUUUGCAGCUUCAAUGGUGGUGGCUUUUCCUCCCAGAGUUUGAACUGCCCAGAUCGGUUUCAGCCCUGCUGUUCUUGGGUGGAUCCCUCUUACUUUUCCAGCUCUCUCCUUCCUGCUUCCUCCUUGCUGUGGUGGCUGGGAUGCUUGUCACAUGACUUUUUGAAUCUAGACUGGGCUGUUCUCUGUGUUAAGCCAGUCAUUUGCGACCUUCUCUUAACAGUGUGACGUGAGGGGGCCUUCUCCCUCCUCCCUCCUCCCUCUGUGAUCCACCUUCUUUUUUACCCUGCCCUGCGGCGGCUCUGCCCCUUACCUUCAUGGAUGACUCAGAGGUGGAGUCCACCGCCAGCAUCUUGGCCUCUGUGAAGGAGCAAGAGGCCCAGUUUGAGAAGCUGACCCGGGCGCUGGAGGAGGAACGGCGCCACGUCUCGGCGCAGCUGGAACGCGUCCGGGUCUCACCACAAGAUGUCAACCCACUCAUGGCCAACGGCACCCUCACCCGCCGGCAUCAGAACGGCCGGUUUGUGGGCGAUGCUGACCUUGAGCGACAGAAAUUUUCAGAUCUGAAGCUCAACGGACCCCAGGAGCACAGUCAUCUUCUGUACAGCACCAUCCCCAGGAUGCAGGAGCCAGGGCAGAUUGUGGAGACCUACACAGAGGAGGACCCAGAGGGCGCCAUGUCCGUUGUGUCUGUGGAGACCUCAGAUGAUGGAACCACUCGGCGCACGGAAACCACAGUCAAGAAAGUCGUGAAGACUGUGACCACACGGACAGUACAGCCAGUCCCUGUGGGGCCGGACGGGCUGCCUGUGGAUCCCUCGUCUGUCUCAAACAACUACAUCCAGACUCUGGGUCGUGACUUCCGCAAGAAUGGCAACGGGGGGCCUGGUCCCUACGUGGGCCAAGCAGGCACAGCGACCCUUCCCAGGAACUUCCACUACCCCCCUGAUGGAUACGGCCGCCACUAUGAAGACGGUUAUCCAAGUGGCGGUGACAACUAUGGCAGCCUGUCCCGGGUGACCCGCAUCGAGGAGCGGUACAGGCCCAGCAUGGAAGGCUACCGGGCUCCGAGUAGACAGGAUGUCUACGGGCCCCAGCCCCAGGUCCGGGUAGGGGGCAGCAGCGUGGAUCUGCAUCGCUUUCACCCAGAGCCCUAUGGGCUGGAAGAUGACCAGCGCAGCAUGGGCUACGAUGACCUGGAUUACGGCAUGAUGUCCGACUACGGCACUGCCCGCCGGACGGGGACGCCCUCUGAUGCGCGCCGACGCCUCCGGAGCUAUGAAGACAUGAUCGGCGAGGAGGUGCCGUCAGACCAGUACUACUGGGCCCCUUUGGCCCAGCAUGAGCGGGGCAGUUUGGCAAGCUUGGAUAGCCUGCGCAAGGGGGGGCCCCCGCCCCCCAACUGGAGACAGCCCGAGCUGCCAGAGGUGAUAGCCAUGCUGGGGUUCCGCCUGGACGCCGUCAAGUCCAAUGCCGCGGCGUACCUGCAACACCUGUGCUACCGCAAUGACAAGGUGAAGACUGACGUCCGGAAGCUCAAGGGCAUCCCCGUCCUGGUGGGCUUGCUAGACCACCCCAAAAAGGAAGUGCACCUCGGCGCCUGCGGCGCUCUCAAGAACAUCUCUUUUGGGCGUGACCAAGAUAACAAGAUUGCCAUAAAAAACUGUGACGGCGUCCCUGCCCUGGUGCGCUUGCUCCGAAAGGCUCGAGACAUGGACCUCACCGAAGUCAUUACUGGAACACUCUGGAAUCUCUCAUCCCAUGACUCGAUCAAAAUGGAGAUCGUGGACCAUGCGCUGCAUGCCUUGACAGAUGAGGUGAUCAUUCCGCAUUCUGGCUGGGAGCGGGAACCUAAUGAAGACUGUAAGCCGCGUCAUAUCGAGUGGGAGUCUGUGCUCACCAACACAGCUGGCUGCCUCAGAAAUGUCAGCUCAGAGAGGAGUGAAGCUCGCCGGAAACUUCGGGAGUGCGAUGGUUUAGUGGAUGCCCUCAUUUUCAUUGUCCAGGCUGAGAUUGGGCAGAAGGAUUCCGACAGCAAGCUGGUGGAGAACUGUGUUUGCCUGCUUCGGAACUUGUCAUAUCAAGUUCACCGGGAGAUCCCGCAGGCAGAGCGAUACCAAGAGGCGCCUCUCAGUGUUGCCAACAACACUGGGCCACAUGCUGCCAGUUGCUUUGGGGCCAAGAAAGGCAAAGAUGAGUGGUUCUCCAGAGGGAAAAAACCCACAGAAGAUCCAGCAAAUGAUACGGUGGAUUUCCCAAAAAGAACUAGUCCUGCUCGAGGCUACGAGCUUCUGUUUCAGCCAGAGGUGGUUCGGAUAUACAUCUCACUCCUCAAGGAAAGCAAGACCCCUGCGAUCCUAGAAGCCUCAGCUGGAGCUAUCCAGAACCUGUGUGCUGGACGCUGGACAUAUGGGCGAUACAUCCGCUCCGCCUUGCGUCAAGAGAAGGCGCUCUCUGCCAUAGCUGACCUCCUGACCAGCGACCAUGAGCGGGUAGUGAAAGCUGCAUCUGGGGCCCUGAGGAACCUGGCUGUGGAUGCCCGCAACAAGGAGCUCAUAGGUAAACAUGCUAUCCCUAACUUGGUAAAGAAUCUGCCAGGCAGCCAGCAGAGCCCUUCCCAGAAUUUCUCUGAGGACACCGUGGUCUCUAUUUUGAACACCAUCAAUGAGGUCAUCGCUGAUAACUUGGAGGCUGCCAAAAAGCUUCGAGAGACACAGGGCAUUGAGAAGCUGGUGCUAAUCAACAAAUCAGGGAACCGUUCCGAAAAAGAAGUUCGAGCAGCAGCACUUGUAUUACAGACAAUCUGGGGCUAUAAGGAACUGCGGAAGCCACUGGAAAAGGAGGGAUGGAAGAAGUCAGACUUUCAGGUGAAUCUAAACAAUGCCUCUCGAAGCCAGAGCGGUCACUCGUAUGAUGAUAGCACUCUGCCUCUCAUUGACCGGAACCAGAAAUUAGAUAAGAAACCUGAUCGGGAAGAAAUUCAGAUGAGCAAUAUGGGAUCAAACACAAAGUCCUUAGAUAACAACUAUUCCACCCUGAAUGAGCGAGGGGACCACAACAGAACACUGGAUCGAACCGGGGAUCUGGGCGAUAUGGAGCCCUUGAAGGGGACCCCCCUGAUGCAGAAGAUUUAACACCACUGUCUCCGCUCCGUUUGGGCUUAUAAUAUAUAUACUUUUAUUUUUGGUGGUGAAAUGGACUGAUGAUUUUUCCCUUUCUUCGCUGGACUAUUGUGCCAACUGCCAGGCUGCCUCCUGCCCUUUGUAGCCCUGAGCGGCUGCCUUCUUCCCAUCAACUCCUCACUUCUUCCAGUGAAGUUUAAUUGUCCCCUCCCCUGCCCCCAGAGCCCUCCAGUUGCUCCCAAGAAGCCUGACUCAGUUAUACGCAUAUCUUGAGAAUCUGCUGCAGAUUAGUUCUUUUGCCAGCUCUCCCUGAAACUCUUGGCCUUGUGCGGAGGGAGGGAGCAAGCGUGUGGGAGUCCUCACAGGAAGCUGGAGGAAGAAUUGGAAGUUACGUGCUGGAAAUGCAGUGUCCAGCAAUCUGAUAAACUGAUGUUUCAUAAUCAAGAUUUUUUUUUUUGGUGGGGAAGGGACUUUUCAUUUUUUUUGGAGAAUGGGGGCAUGAGCUCUUCCCUUAUUCCAAAUGACUAUUUCUGAAGCAAAGAAGCUGGCGACAUUGGCACGUUCCCCCCGGCAAGGGCCUGUCACUGAAGGGCCAGAACUGAGGGCCUCACCCUCCUCGGCUCCAGGGCAGGGCUCAUCUGGGAACUGCAGACUCCAUCUCUCCUCCAGGCCUCAUGCCAGCCCUGCGCUGCCACCACGCCCUUUCCUGAGGCUGUCCUUAACCUCCUGCCCUCCCGUGAUACUGUCUGCUGACCUGGCCUGGCCAUUGCAAGAUGCUGUAGAAAGGAGAAUGUGUCAAGGAAGACUUCUUGGGUGAGAAGGAGCAGAAAGAUGUCUUCUAGAGAAAAGAACAGCUAGGAGGAGCUGGUAGGAAUGCACAGUUAGUCUGAAACUGGCUGGAAGCUUCAAAGCUGACCCUUCCUGUUUCUCCUCUGACCCUGAAGCCCCGUGGCCCUGCCUCCCCCCUGGGUUAGCUGGCUGACAAAGGACUCCGUGUAUAUACCCCGCCCUCCCCUGAAAGGCGGAGAUUGCCUCUGGCUUUGCCUCCUCUUUGUGCCUUUGGCCUGGGUGCGUCUCCUCUCCCUUCCAUGUGCCUUUCUUUGCCUCUGCAGUCUCAUUUCUCAUGAUUUUGCGAAUUGUAUUUUGUUGCUUUCUUACCCACUACUGGCCCUAAGGUAGCAGAAAGAAAGGAGAGGUGACCUUGAGAACCUCCAUACUCCUCUGGGGAUUGGUAUAGUCUCAGCCGUAUGUAGUAACUUUUGCACCACAGUAUCUGGUUGGGAUUUUGCAAAAAAUUCUGUUCUGAUGAACCUGAAAAAGAGGGUGGUGGGAGGAGUGGUGAGUGGGGCAGCUCUCGUUCCUUGGUUGCCUCGAGUUGACCAGCGUCCUCGAAGGUUUGUGGGGAAGCCGUGUGGUCCCUGCCCACUGGCCAUCCUCCUUUAAUGUAGUGCGUAUUCUUAGCAUGUUGGGCUGAAGGACUCAGCUGCUGUGCUGGUUGAUUUUUUUUUUUUUUUAAAGACCUAUUUCCUUAGUUGCCUUUGACUCCUGCCCUAAUCUAAAAGCUCCGCUCAGUGCAACUGGAAGUCCUUAUCCUUCUCUCGCCCUCCCCGUGUGUGUUGAGGCUAUGGGGUAGGAGAACAGUGCACAGCCCACCUCUCCCUUCCCACGGCCCAUGCGUCCCAGCCCUUCCCGGCCACCCCCACCCCCCCUCCUUUUCUGGCCAAAAGGAGCCCUCUGCUCUGGGACCUGAGUGCGUGCUGCUCAGGGACGCGGCCCUCCCAGACUGACCCACUCGGUUUCUCUUGUCCUCUUCUGCUCUUUUCCUGGUGCUCUUUUUCUCGGUGGGAUGUGGGUAAUAGAACAGCCAUGGGCUUUGGGGGACAGUUAACUGUUUAUUUUUUGUUUGUUUAUAAAACACUAAACAUUCAAUUCCAGAGAACCAAAAAUCCCACCUUCCCACUGUACACUACUAAGGGGCAUGUCUCUGCCUCAGACCUUUUCUGUUUUUCUUUCUCUCUUGUUAAUGCUUUUAAAAAAAUGAGUUUUUUAUAUAAAUAAAGUUUUUAA